This is a messenger RNA of Ailuropoda melanoleuca (giant panda), 840 nucleotides long. It is a transcript of the gene CCER1, whose product is annotated as coiled-coil glutamate rich protein 1. The record is from RefSeq and is a predicted model, not a curated record. NCBI's taxonomy places the organism in Eukaryota, Metazoa, Chordata, Mammalia, Carnivora, Ursidae.
AUGACCCAGACCCUCAACAAAAGGGAGGACCCUCUCAACCUGGGCGGCGGCUGGGCGUCCUCCGCCCCCUUACGUACCUGGUCUACCUGCCACCGAAGGCGCAGGGGCACUCCGAUACACAACAGGCGCCACCGCUAUGGUCCCAAGUCCGAGUAUGAGCUCCCCAGGAAACAGCCGAAGCAACAGCACGGUCCGGGCCCUUGGUUCCAACCACCCCGACGGCCCUCUUGGGCCGUGUACUCUAACUGGGGGGGCUGCGGAGGGCCCUGGCACCCACCUCCAGCUGGAUUCUGGAAGCCUCCAGGCCAAGUGCAAGUGAUCCGGGUGUUUGGUGUGCACCCGUUCUGCCUCUGCUGCUGCCCCUGCUGGCGAGGGCCCUGGAACCCCGGCUGGGCGAGGCCGCCCGGCAGGAAGAAGCGCUGGGGCCGCAGGGGCCGCGGCCUGCGCCGCCACCCUCGCCGCUCGCCGAGGGGCCCGCCGGUGGAUCUGAGCACGCUGCUACGGCCAGUCAACCUGUACGGGUGGCGGGCGCCGGGCAUGCGGGCGCCGCGCAACACCACGCAGUUCAUCAUGAACCAGAUCUACGAGGACAUGCGGCAGCAAGAGAAGCUGGAGCGCCAGCAGGAGGCGCUGCGGGCGCAGCAGGCCCAGGCGCGCGGCGCGGCCUCCCCCGAGGGCUCCUCCGGGGACGACGCGCCCCCCAGCGGCGGCGAGAAAGACGCGGAGCUGCAGGAAACCUCGUACAGCUUCAUGCAGAAUCCCUCUCUGAUCACGAAGAAAGAGGCAACUGCUUCAAAUGCACGUCUUCUUGGUGGGCAGCCAACUGCUGUCGAAGCAUGA